CUCAUCUGAACCGAAUUAUCAAUACCCUGUUCACAAGAAACUAAGAAACAAAGAAAGAUACCACAAUGACCAGCGAACGCAGACCCUCCGGCGCAUACCACCUCACCGGCUCACAGCUCGUCGAAAAAGUCGAUGACCUCAGCUCUGGAGGCGGAUGGGAAGAACUGAACCGUCGGGCUCAUCACGCUGAUACGGGUGAAUCGCAGCAGCAACAGCAACAGCAGCAGCAGUCGGGUUUGAAGGCGCCUCCCGACAGGUCGCAGUCUUUUAGGCCAUAUAAUCCUAGUCAAGACCAAAGCGACGAUCUGCUGCCGGAUGAGUAGUGGUAGUAGUGGAUGUAGUACAUUGUCCGCGGUGGUGAUUACGGCCGUGGUGGGAGUUUAUUGUUGUUUGUAUCCGAGCUGGAUGUAUGCGAGGGAUUUGAUGAAGUGGGUUACUUGUUGUAAAAUUUGAUGCAAAUAUUGUAUAGCCGGAUAAUUGGGGGAG
Messenger RNA from Aspergillus costaricaensis CBS 115574, 486 nucleotides. RefSeq lists its product as uncharacterized. Lineage: Eukaryota; Fungi; Ascomycota; Eurotiomycetes; Eurotiales; Aspergillaceae. The transcript has 2 exons. Bases 66 to 323 code for a protein of 85 amino acids. The record is from RefSeq and is a predicted model, not a curated record.